Messenger RNA from Chelonus insularis, 1649 nucleotides. RefSeq lists its product as uncharacterized. Bases 68 to 1048 code for a protein of 326 amino acids. Gene Ontology annotation, molecular function: lipid carrier activity. Lineage: Eukaryota; Metazoa; Arthropoda; Insecta; Hymenoptera; Braconidae. The record is from RefSeq and is a predicted model, not a curated record. The transcript has 3 exons. Gene Ontology annotation, biological process: lipid transport.
CAAUAUAAAAAGAGUGUCAUGAAUGUUGGAGAUGUUAUUUUGUUGCAUUAGUUGAAUCUUUGCUACCAUGAAAGUGAUAAGUCUUAUACCAUUUGUCAUCGGUUUAAUAGGUUUUGAAAAUUGUUUAAAAGAAUCACCAGAUAAUUGGAAACAUGGGCCAGAAUAUUCUUUUCGUGUUGGAGUUAAUUCAUCAUUUCAAUUUAAUGAAACUGAUAAAUUUAUGUAUUCUAAUGUGACAAUUAUCUUGAAAUGCCGUCCUUUUGUUUCUGGCUCAGAAAAUCGUACCAAUGGUCUUCAAUGUUACGUUAAAGAAUCUCAAUUACAAAAUUUUGAUGUCGACAAAUCGUCAAAUCCAUCAGCUAUCAUCGAAGCUGACCCUAAAUCUGAUUUGGAAAUAGGAGCAUUCAAAUUUGAGCUUCUAUAUGAUAAAAGAGGUUUAAAAGAAAUCAAAAUAGAUCCAGCACUUACAGGAUGGCGUUUAAAUAUAAUUAGAUUAAUAGCGAGUCAUUUAAAUUUUGGAUUUGAUAAAUUUGAAAAAGGAGGCGAAAGAUUUGCCGUUGUUAAAGACGUAGGGACAGAAAAUUCGACUCUAGGUGAAUGUGAAACAAACUUUGAAGUGUCGAAACAAAUAAAAGCUAAAGGAAAGCAAUGGUCCAGUAAAUGUGGAGAUAAAAUAUAUCUAGAAAUGUAUGCUUAUGGGAAUAAAAAUCCUAUGAUUGCAAUGGACAAAACACGGAACAUGGAGAAAUGCUCAAAAAUCACUCCUUAUUUUCUUGGGGUUGAUGACAUAAAGAAAAAUGAAUCAGUCUUCAAUAUCAAAAUGACUUCUUCAGUAACUUCAUUCUUCAUGGCACCACAUAGUUUUCAAUCUUCGAGUCAACAGCAAGCAACCAUAAUUCUUCCUCUUAAUGAAACAAAAUUAGGGACGACAAAUGAAAAUAUUUGUUUAUAUUUGGAAAAUAUUGAGCCAGCUUCUGAAGAAUUUAAACGGAUUCCAACACCAAGUACUACUACGAUGUUUUCGAAUGAUGAAGUUCACAAAAGUUGAAUCUCAUUAAUAAUUAUAGUAAGUAAUACAUUAGAUUAAAUUUAACUAUUCUAUUAAUGUUAUAAACUAAAUAAUUGUAGAAAGAUAUCUAUCUAUAUAUUAUAAUUAUAUAUUUUUGACAGAUGAAUAUAAAAACAAGAUAUUUUUUAUAGUUACUUUUAUUAAGUAUAAAUUAUAAUUACAUGAAAAUCACUAUUUGAUUUUAUGUAGCUUCUGUUUUUAUCAAUACGAAAUAAUUUUACAGUGAAAUAAAUUUUCAUUAUUAUUCCUAUAAUUAAUAAUAAAUUUUAAAAAGUCAAAUUACUCUUCUAAAAUAUGCUCUCACUUCAGUUUUAAUAAAUUUAUUAUGCUUUAAAUGGUAAGAAAAAAAUUGCAUGAAUACAUUGCAAAUGCCCCUAUGCAUUUGGGUAAGAGAAAAAUUUUUUUAAUUGAUAAAAAUUUUUAUAUUUAAUAUAUCAAUUUUAUAUAUAUUCAAGUAGAAAUUCCAAAAGUUUGUAUGUUUGUUUGUGAAACAAUCAUCGAUAUCGUCUCUUUUAAAUGACAAAUUUUAAAAAAUUUUCUUUUGAAUUACAAAGUUGAAUAAAAAUGAAUUAUUAUCCCA